ACAAAUCCCUACUUCCACCAUAUUUACGUCCUCACUUUCAAUCGUAAAUAAUAAUACUUUAUGUUGAAAUUUGUCGUUGAAAAAUAAUUAAAAGUAUGUGUUCUCCAUCUUUAUUGUAUUAACACGUUCAGCAAUGGGUUGUAGCAAAUAGUGAUGUAGCAAAUGACAGUUCACCUAGCGUGGAUUAAAGAUUAGGUCAUCUGUUAUAUGUUUUUGAAGUAUUAUUUCAAAGUGGUGUUUAGAGUGGAAAAUUAGUGCAAAUUGCAAGUAACUGAUAGAAUAAUACAGUUAAUUCAAUAUAUUUUGAAGUUAUGGCUGAUGAAUGUGAUAGUGAAGGAAUUACGGAUUCUCCUAAAAAAGGACCGACACUGUCCACAAGUACGAGCAGUUUUGAAGCCCUUGACCCACAUGAUCCAAAUCUAAGUCGUCUGGCAACUACAAUGUUUCAGAAAACAGCUGAUUACCUGUUUGGUGAAUUGACAGCAACACAGGAAGAUUAUAGGUUACUGGAGGCAAUGAAUCGAGCAACAAUCUCUAAAUACUCAGAUAUGAAACAGAUUGCAGGCAAUGUGGCUCGUACCAUGAUUGAUCUGAAUGACAAGUAUGAGAGUCUGCAGCCUUAUCUGGAACAGAUAGACCAGAUUGAAGACAGUGUUACAAAGCUUGAACAAGCAGCAUACAAACUUGAUGCAUAUUCUAAACGUCUGGAGGCAAGAUUAAAGAAUCUAGAGAAGCGAUAGACACAUUUCAAGUGUUUACACCAUACUUGUGUGCCUGCAGCAUGUGUGUGUCCAGCUUGAUUUUCUUAAAAAUUGGUCAUUGUACACAUGCAGAAUAUAUUCUGUAUUAUCAUUCUCUGCUUGUUAUGUUUUGUUUGUGCCAGAGGUAGCCAGUAGAAUAAUAAGUUUUGUGUAGAUAUAAUUUUGUAAUAAGUAGGGUGGGUAUUAAAAAUUCUUGUCUAUUGGUAUAAAUCUUUUUGUCAUGUAUGCAUGCCCUAAUGUCAAUCACAUGGAGUCUUUUUUUAAUCUGUUGGUUUCAUACAUAUUUCUUGUUAAAUUUAGUUUGAGGUCUUGAUGUUACCAGAUAUAUGAAUUUUUGGUUUUCUGUAACAUAUAUGUACUUAUAAAUCAUUAGAUGACUUAAAUCAUUUCAUGGUAAAUUAGGAACUUCUGAUGUAAAGGGUUGCCAGUGUAACUGGUGUAGUCCUUGAUUUAAAUUCUGAUGACUUUGAGAAGAGGAAACCAGUCAUGUUGGAAUGACCAUUAAUAUUUGCGAGGGGUAUGAUGACUUCUAAGUCGAGGGAAGCUAUAAGUCACAGCUAAAAAGUUUCAAAUUUCAGGAUUUGUAGAAAUUGUUUUGUGUCAAGAAAGGGGAGUAGGCCAACCCAUAUAGAUGUGUAUGUGUGUGUGUGUAAAUUUUAGGUUUAGAAUGAAUUUAAGACUUCCAUUAUGAGGGACUUAGAAGAAGCUAAAGACUGGUUUUGAGGGAUUUUGCUGUAUGAGAUUAGUGGAAUUUUGUGCAAUAUUAUGAUACACAUUCAGUGCAAGACACUGAAAAACAAAUUUCAUAUUCAUUUUAGAGCACAUUUUUAGUCAUUGUUUUGAAUUCCCAUGCCUAACACCAGGGCUUUGACGCUGACUCCGACCCCGACUCCUUCAUAAAAGCUCAAUAUGUAUUAAUAAGGGUAAACCUACUAAAAUGGUAAAUGGCAGCAUAAGAGAUUUCAUCACCACUACGUGAAUCACCAGCCUACUUUUACGUGUAAUGGUUAUUGCAGAAAUCAGUUGAUUUGUAGACAGUUUGUAUUGUUAAGGUACCGGAGCCAAAGUAACAAAGCAUUAUUCCCACACAAUGUGGCUCAACGCGUCGUUGAAUUCCCUAAAAUGUGAGGCUGCCGGCGGCUCACACGGAAUAAAAAUUGUUUUUAAGAGUUUAUAUCGAGUUUGAAGUCGGUGUCGGUACAUUUUUGCCGACUCCACCUAACAUUGCUUCCGACUUCGACUCUGACUCCACAGCCCUGCCUAACACCAUUACUUGUAAAAAUACCUCAUUGAUUUUACCCCGUUUUAUUCUGGUCCUGAGCUUUAGAAGUUUUGUUUCACUGAUAAAUAUUUGCUUAUUGCCAUGUGAGGUUGAGUUUUCUCACAUGUUACAUGUAAAAGCUGAUUGAUAGAGGUUAAAUUUUGUAGUGUGUUGGGAAUGUUCAGCACCAGCAUUUGAAUGUGUAUGAAGCCAAUCCAGGCUUCUGUUAGUGUAUAGUAUGACCCAAGUGCUAAUGCCAAAUCUGAAAAAUAUGUAUUAGGGGAGCCAGUUGGAAGAAAUAAAGAAAAAUUCUAUAGUCAAAGAGA
Molecule: messenger RNA, 2348 nt
Organism: Zootermopsis nevadensis
Lineage: Eukaryota; Metazoa; Arthropoda; Insecta; Blattodea; Termopsidae
Source: RefSeq, a predicted model, not a curated record